AUGGCAGGGGACAAGGGCAUAUGGCAGGGUACAAGGGUACGUGGCAGAAGGGCACGAGGGUAUAUGGCAGGGUACAAGGGUACAUGGCAGGGUACAAGGGCAUAUGACAGGGUACAAGGGUACAUGGCAGGGGACAAGGGCAUAUGGCAGGGUACAAGGGUACGUGGCAGAAGGGCACGAGGGCAUAUGGCAGGGUACAAGGGUACAUGGCAGGGUACAAGGGUACGUGGCAGAAGGGUACAAGGGCAUAUGGCAGGGUACAAGGGAAACGAAAAAAAUAGCAGACGAAAGCGUAUCCCUGGAUAUUUCGUGCUGUUGUCUGCGGGGGGCGGUGGUGGUGGUGGCGGUGGAGGCGGCGGCGGCGCUUGCCGGCGUCGUGAAUACGAACGACGUAGUGGUGGCUCUAGGGGUGGUCGGUCAUCCGGUGUCACAACCAUCAGCUCCUCUGUCGCGGGGACCGCUGGGGGCUGCGGCCCCGUGGUGGGGCUCCCCUCCUACAAGAAACGUCAAGGGAGUUCAGCAUCAUGGGGACGAGGUGGACGUGGACGUGACAGAGGUCGCGGGGGUGGGAGUGGUACACCACCAAUCGGAUAUCGUCUGGACUCAGGCGUUGCCCCCGCAAACUAUCCAUCAGGACUUCAGAGUGUUGGUCCCGGAUUUCGGGAGGUCGUGAAUAUUCUAGGCGCGAGAAAUCAAGUGGGAACAUUGACUGGCGUUGGGCCACCACCUGGCGCCGAAGAGACCGACGAAGAGGAGGACGAGGAAGAGGGAAUAACCCCAAAACGACCGCCAAGGCCGCUCUACAGGAGAUUUAUCAACUAUGUACGUCAAGCGUGGACGGGUGUCAAAUUUGCAUUAGACUCGGAGUACGAAGAGGAGCAGACACCUAGAUACAGACCGGACUCGUUGGCGAGUCUCUGCAGGGCGACAAGAUUUACCGAGGCUGAGUUGAAAAGAAUAUACCGGGGAUUUAAAGCCGAGUGUCCCACGGGUGUUGUCAGAGAGGACACCUUCAAAUGCAUUUACUCACAGUUCUUUCCCCAAGGAGCGAAUACGAGCCAAUACGCCCACUACGUCUUCAACACCCUGGAUCAAGAUCACAGUGGAUUAUUGAGUUUCGAAGAUUUUGUGACGGGAUUGAGCAUAUUGUCGAGAGGAUCCAUGGAUGAAAAACUCCGGUGGACAUUCUCUCUGUAUGACAUCAACGGCGACGGCGCUAUCACCCGAGAGGAAAUGACGGACAUUGUGACAGCUGUCUACGAACUCAUGGGGAAAUUUUCCGAUCCCAAUAUGGAUCACGAGGGCGUUCGCAAAAAGGUGGAUCGUAUGUUUCAGAAAAUGGACGAGAACAAGGAUGGCGUUGUGACCCUAACCGAAUUUUUGGACGCCUGUCGCGCCGAUCCUGAAAUCUCAACGUCGAUGGCGGCCUUGGACACGGCCUUCUGACACGCGGCAAAGAGAAACCCCUCGCCAUGGACCUGAUAAAGUCCAUUCUGAAUUGAAUAAGCUCAAAUAUUUUAAAACUCAUCUCCACGAAGAGGGAGUUGGACACAAGCCUUCCAGUGCUGUUUCCAAAAAUUGAUGAAAUUUUGGUCCUUUGAACGAAGCAACGGCUGAACGAUGAAGAGAACAAGUCGUCGAGUCAUUGAGAGGGAAAAUGAUAAUUGUAACUUGACAAUGGCCGAAGCCCUUUGGAAUACUUGUACCCAGUGGGAAUGAGGGUCGAAGUUUGAUUGCAGAAGCUGAAACUACCGGAAGUUGUUCUUCGGCGGAUGUAAUCCUAGUUUUCUCAAGGUUUUAUUGCAUCGCAGGACUUGGAAAUGCUCGUGAAUCUACGCGAAAAAAUAUUCUCGAUAUUUCUGUAGAUGAUUUGUGUUGACAUUGAGAGGAUUAAUUUGUAGUUUGAUAGAUUGAUGAGGUUGAAAUACGCGGAUGAUUCGAUUAGAGAAAAACAAGCGGGAAAUUCCUGUCUGGGCGAGAGAUUUUUCAUAGGAAUUUUACUUUUGAAUGUAUUUUGAUGAUCAGUUUUUUUUGUGGUUUUUAAUUUUUAUUUACGGAGAUUAAGGGAUGAAACUUGACCUGAUCGGGGAGAAGUCAAUUCUUCUCCGAACAGCGUUGGUUUCAUCCCUUAAUAUUCAUUAGCAACGGAGAGACAAUUUUUUAAUAAACGAUGAAUUAUUUAGUUGACACGAAAAAAUUGAAAAUUUUCAUUUCCACGAUUACUGUUUCCAUUCGACAGUAAUAAAUUGUUAUAAAUAAUUUUUGGUUAUUAAAUACUCGAACACAAGAACUAUUGUAUAUUGUAAGAAUGAAAAAUUACUCAUUCAUUAUUUUUAAUCAAUGUAUUUAUUUACAUUUAUUCCCCUCAUGAUUUAUCGUCAAAAUUCCGGGGACUCAUCUGCAAUAAAAACUAACAAAUGACUCGUUUUGAAAAUUUCAAACUUUCAAAGCUCUCAAACGACAGAAUUAAAUCUGCGCAAGAUGUUUUAAUUUUAACUCCAGGAAAAAUUAAAAAAUUUACUUGAGAAGCUGGCGAUAAGUAAAUUGUCGAUACGUGACAACGAUUUAUUCAUAGAAAAUGAGCAUAUAUUUUUUUUCAUGAUGUAGAAAAUAAUUCGGGAAAUGAAACAAAAAAAAAUUGUCUAUUGCAUAUCACCGUUGAUAUCGUUCACCACGUAUGGUACAAAAAUAUUUGUGAACACUCGAGGAAGGGAAUGGAUGUUGAAGUGGCAGAAAAUAUUGUGACAACCAGCAUAACCAUGCAUCAGGGAUUCUUUGUCGAUAAAUUUCACGCGUCAAUAUUUUUGUUUAAUACGCGAGGAUAUGAAAAAUGAGGGGAGAGGUGUGGCAUUGGGGAUAUCCAAAAUGGGAUGACCGAAAAUUAUAGUUUUGGGGGGGGGAGAAUGACGAAUUGGUCGGCUGCACAAUUUUUUUUAUUGAACGAAAUUAUAUAAUAUGAGAACCGAAUGACAAAUUGUUAUAUAUAUAUAUCUAUAUAUAUUUACAUUACGAUUUGAAGUCAUAAUUUAUUCAGUACAACCAGGUACAUAUUUUAUUUGUAUUAAAAAUAUUAUUUGCGUCGGAUAAAUCGUUUAUUCAAGUUUUAAAAAAUGUAAGUUCGUAUUAACUAAUAAGUUUAUGUAAUUAAAAUAAUUUCAUUGAAAUAAAGCGACAAAUUACGAAAUACUAAUUGUUAAGGGGAUCCCCUAGGAUAUCCCUAAUCAUUCAACGAAUUUCACGUAUUUUGAGGUAACCUGGGCAGCCAUAACAAAAAAAAUGUUGAUGAAAAACUCGAUAAGAGAACGUUAAUUAUCGCUCGGCCGUGAUGGGCUUUUCUCUUAGGGUGUAAACACGUAAACGUAAAACAAUAUGAAAUAUUUAUUUUUGUGACUGGUUAAUGAUAACAAAAAACAUAGCUAACGAUAAGUAAACAUAAGGGUCUGGGCUGCUAAUGAUCGUUUAUCACAUGCGAAUGGGGAAAAUCCAUUGAACUGAUUGUUUUUUUUUUCGGUCGAGACUGAACGGAAAAUACUGAGGGUUGAGACGUUUACGAGGUCUUCUCAACAUCAUUUUUCAUCACUGCCUAACUUUGAAAUUGUAUUUAUGAAUAAUGGGGGUGGAGACAUCUGAUGCAUCAAUUUUAUUGAUUGAUUAAUUCGUCGUUUCGAUGAAAAGUUGAAAACUACCAGAAAUUUAUUCGUUAAAUUCAUUUGAAAAUCUUCCACAAUUUAUUUAUUAAUUGUAAGACCUCUGGGAUCUUGUUCUCUUCAAAAAAUUUAAACAACAAUGUUUUUCAUGUUCAUGCGGUUGUUCACGACUCAUCAAAACCUGAAGCUCUUGACGUACGAACAAUUUCAUAGAUCAAGUGGGAAAAAUUCUCAAUUUUUUUUCAGUUUCCAGUGGAAGAAAAAUUUUAAAAAGUAACGAACCAAGAAUUUUCCACGAACAAUGAGCACUUCUAUACGAUUUUCAACAUUCGAUAUUGAAAGAUGAAAGUUUGAACAAAAUUUCUCCGCUUUUUCUAUUAAAUUCUUCGACUGCGUCACAAUUUCAUUCGACAGAUAAAUGAGACCUACGUUAAUAUCGAUUUUUAGCAGCGCCUAUUAGCAUUAAGAUACCUCUUAAGACGAGAUAACCCGAGAUGAAACAUCGAAACGUUAUCUCAUAUCAACUCGAUCACUACCGCAUGUCUUUGAAAAAUGUGUUUAAAAAAAAAAAUGUUACAUUCAUCGCGACUAUCCCGGAAUCCCCUGGACUGGAAUGCAAGGGGUUUACCCUAAUUUGCAUAAUUAAGUCUCUGAUGAGAAUCUGAGGUACAGGUUCAGCGCUGAAUAAACCACCCCUUUUAGUCCCAUCCCCGAUGGGCGGGAUAGCCCUGGUGAGACGAACGUUAUAGCGAUACCGAUAGAGACGAUAAAAAAUUAUGAAAAUAAUCAUCUGUAAUCUAUGACUUAAUGUAGAAUCUAGUCUCUACGGUCAUUGCUGUCACUGUUAUCUGUCAGAAUUAAUAUAUUUUUAUUCAUUUCGAGAAUAUUCUCUGAUGCUCGAGAUAAAAAUGAAAGUACGAUUUUUUUUAUGUUUGGGGAAAUCAAAGGUAUUUUGGGGAGAAGUUGUAAAGGAAUUAAUUUUAUUUAACUCGCGAAGAACCUACUUCCGUUAAUUAUUAAAACAUAUUUAUUAUUACUAAAAUAAUAUUAUGUCCCAUCAGCUCAUGCCCUAUUUUACUGAAAUUUCUAAAAGAAAAUGUUUCAAAAAAUCAAUCAAUUUAUUCAAUUCAAUUAUAUUAUAUUGAUUUUCCUCAAUUUAAUUACCUCAACAAUUACAUUACAUAAAUAAAAAAAAUAUAUUAAUUGUAAUUGAUGAAAUCAAUCAAUUUUUCCAUCUAACUUAUUUUUUUUUAUAUUUCCUACGCUAUUUUCUUGACCCACAUUUCCAAUUUUCUAAUGUCAUUUCUCGUAUUGAAAAAAUCAAAUGAAAAAGACGUUUUAUAUUUUACAACUUGUCCCCAAGAACAUAAACAAAUAUUGAAAUUAAUUUGACAGAGAAUCUCAUUUAAUCUCCAGUGAAAUAACGAUACCAUUAUUAUGAUCUUGAAUCUUCCUGAAUGUACCUAGAGAUACUAUUAACCAUUAGUAAUUUUAAAAAACUAUCUUCACUAUAUGCAAAAAAAUCUUUGUCUCGAUGGCUUCAACUUGCAUAGAUUCUCUCAAGAUAAAUACAUAGGUAGCAAUAAAAUAUAUACAUCCUCUACACGACUGGACAGACGCAUGUCAGGACGAUGGCAAUACGAUAAUUAUUAAUUUAUUAAUAAUUUCGGGGUGGACAACGGGAAAAUGACGCUGUCAAGUCGUUUGUUAUGGAUGACUGAGGCCAAACUCGAUGAACGAUAAAUAUGGUCCGAUGGUCCAAUCAUAGACUAGGAGAGAUGGUAGCCUAAUCGUUAUUACCCGUGAUUAAUCGACCGUACGAUUGAUCCAUCAUGGGAGAGAAGAAAAUUAUACUGACGUUGAAUCUGAGAGAUUUGAGGAUGAAGAUGUGCAAUAAUAGGACGACGAAUAUAUUUUCAGUGUAAAUCGAGUGUAAAUGUCAUAAUGAACAUUAAAAGGGAAUUACCUGUUACAUAGCUUUAAAUAGAUGAGAUUAACGAAUUGAAAUUGAUUUUUUUUUGGCUGAUAAGCAAUUUUUAUCGAUGGGACAGAUGGGAAAUCAGUGUCUGAGAAUACGUGGAUUAUUAUCAAUUGUGAAUUCAAUUAUUCUGGUGUUGAUAUCUGUAAUUGUUUGUCAUGGAGAUAUACGUCAAGUCUCUGUUGUUGAAGAG
Messenger RNA from Diachasmimorpha longicaudata, 5818 nucleotides. RefSeq lists its product as uncharacterized. NCBI's taxonomy places the organism in Eukaryota, Metazoa, Arthropoda, Insecta, Hymenoptera, Braconidae. Bases 1 to 1446 code for a protein of 481 amino acids. The record is from RefSeq and is a predicted model, not a curated record. The transcript has 7 exons. Gene Ontology annotation, molecular function: calcium ion binding.